AUCAGGAAGAGGAUCUGGGUAACCACUGACGUUUGCCACAGAAAAAUAUCCACAGACUGUCAGUGUCUACGCAUGUGAUUGUUAUUCGUGGCACUGCAAGAUUCAGAAAAAAGGAUGUCUGUCACCGACGAUGUCCCGGAGCUGGACGGAGCAGAUCUUUUGGGAAUGCUCUUACAGGAUGGCAACACGGAAGACCCCUUUUUCUCCGAUGGAAACGCGUUGAUGGAGGACUGGUUUUCUGAGCAGGAUAUGCUGAAUGGCGUGGACACCGAGGACUUCCUGUCCAGCCUGCUAGGGGAGGACGACUGCGUCCCCUGUCUGUCCCACUCUCCUCUGGGUAGCGACAGUGGGAUCUCAGACGACAGCCACAACAACCCCUGCCAGAGCGACACAGACCCCGCCCCCAGCCCAGAGGCAGCAGACUCCGCCUCCAGCCCCGCCUCUCUUCCCGACACCCAGGCAGAGGUGAUGGAGGCAGUCGCAGAGGCGGUGCAGACAGACCACUGCUACUCCCGUCAGGAAGGGGGUGACAUUCUGGAGAGCGUGAGGUCGGAGAGGCCCGACACUGAUGUCUUCAUUGAUCUGGAUGACUGGGACAGCACAGAGGUGAUGCAGGACCAGUGUAAUGAAGUCCCCUGCACUCUUGCCAUGGAGGAGCCAUCACAAUGCGACAAAGCCAACCAGUUCCAGUUCCAGUUCCAGGAAAUAAUUUUGACAGAUGAAGAAAGAAGACUUCUUGCUAAAGAGGGUGCAUCCAUACCAUCACACUUGCCCCUAACAAAGGCUGAGGAGAGGACUCUGAAGAGGGUGAGAAGAAAGAUUCGGAACAAGCAGUCUGCUCAGGAGAGCCGGAAGAAGAAGAAGGUGUAUGUGGAUGGCCUGGAGAACAGGGUGGCGGUCUGUACUGCACAUAACCAGGAACUACAAAAGAAGGUCCAAAUGCUGCAGAAAGAAAACAUGUCUCUGAUUGAGCAGCUUAGGAAGCUGCAGGCUCUGAUGAAACUGACCACCAUGAAGACCACCACCACAAGCACCUGUGUCAUGGUGUUCCUCCUGUCCUUCUGUCUGAUCAUCUUCCCCUCGGUGAACCCCUUUGGGAGCAGCGGGGGUCAGAAGGAUGUUUACACCCCCUCGGGAGUGCUGUCCAGAACCCUUCGUUCCAUCCCAGAAAAUGUAGAAAGGCUCUCUUCCAUGGAGGUAGUUGAUGAAGAUGAGCUCCUCCUGGUGGCCAAGGUGGAAAAUAGCAAAGCCAUGCUCUCAAGCGGUCAGAACCACACCCCUGACUAUCAGAGAGUGGAGCGGCCAGAGUCCGAAUCUGGAGUCAACAGCAACUCGUCCUCAGACUUCCCGAACCCUGCCAACACAGAGAUGAAUUCUAUUGCGGCUGGUCCUGAGGGCCGGCGGGAUCCGUCAGUACCACCGGUGGACUACCAGGUGACCGGGACAAGGGAGAACUGGAUCGACCGGAAACCGACCUCCGUCAUAAUUCAGCAGCACCGAUCUGAUGAAAUGUAAAGCUAAAAAAAAAAUUUAAAAAGGGAUCGUUGUAAGGGGGGUGUAUUGUAAAAGUUUCGGCAGUAGGCCAUGUGUAUAUAUUGGAGUGGGUGGGGUUGGGGGUGAAUGGGUGAACACAUUCUUGGAUAGAUGUUUACUGAUGUUACCCUCUUAUCCUGGUGGACUUAGUCUUGUGUUCGCACUUUGUCAAUAUCUUUUUUUGUUCAUUCAGAGCCUCCUUCUGAUUGAUAAUGUUAAUUCCAUUUUUCCAUACCCUUGGAAGUAUAUAGAGUAUAUUGGCUGACAGACAAAUUACAUUGCACCUACUGUAUGGGUGUGAAGUAUAAUGUAUUAAGUAUAAUGAAAAAGUACUGGCUGGGCUUGUGAUUCCUCGCUUUUUUGUCCAAGCAGUGCAACACUUGGCUUUUAGAAAUUAUGCCAGUUUCAUUUUCCCUUGUAGCAAGGGUGUUCAUAGCGCUUUAGUCAGUCUAUCAUGUGUGUUUCUUUAUGAUUGUAGUAAAUUGUGCAUUCUUUCUUUUUUUACCAAAUCAUCUGUGGCUUCUUGAUUUUGUGUUCUCUGAAGCUUCAAUGACUGCGAAAUAUUUGAUAGUCAAGUCUAUGAAUGGGUUGGUUUCAAAAGAGGACAGAAACAUCACAUUAAUGGAUUCCAGGUGGUAUGUAAAACUUGUAUCUGACAAAAAUAUCCAGUAAACAUUUUCCCUGCAAGUGACAGUUAUGAACGGUUAAUUACUGAAUCAAAAAAAUAAAAUGUAAGUGUUAAUGAGUGUAAAUGUAGUUCAAAUAACACUG
This is a messenger RNA of Megalops cyprinoides (Indo-Pacific tarpon), 2304 nucleotides long. It is a transcript of the gene creb3l3l, whose product is annotated as cAMP responsive element binding protein 3-like 3 like. Bases 115 to 1515 code for a protein of 466 amino acids. Gene Ontology annotation, cellular component: nucleus. The transcript is spliced from 10 exons. The record is from RefSeq and is a predicted model, not a curated record. NCBI's taxonomy places the organism in Eukaryota, Metazoa, Chordata, Actinopteri, Elopiformes, Megalopidae. Gene Ontology annotation, molecular function: DNA-binding transcription factor activity, RNA polymerase II-specific; RNA polymerase II cis-regulatory region sequence-specific DNA binding. Gene Ontology annotation, biological process: regulation of transcription by RNA polymerase II.